UCGCGCAGCGUUCUAUAUAAUGUGAACAAGUUGCCCAAGCGCACACUACCACACUCACGCGCACGCCGCCAACAUCCACCCACUAAAUACUCGGGAGCGGUCAGUCCUGCAACUCCGAGCCCCAGUCAGUCUGCGCGUAAGCAUCCGCCAUUCGGACAGUGCGCGUGCGCAACAGUGAUACUGUGACAGUGACAGUACCCGUUAAACCUUAGCCAUCAUGAACCACUACGUCAAAAUCGCCCUAGUCGUGUGCGCAUGCAUAGCAGUGACGUCGGCUCAGUUCAGCCACUUCGAUGUCGACUUUUCCGACUUCGGCACGAGUUUCGGAGGUCCGACAUAUAAUAACUUCGCUGCUGCAGCCAGAGAUCCCAGGGCUAACCCGGGUCCAGUGCUGUUCCCUCCAUCCCCCAGCGGAGACCCCUCCCAGACCAGUGGCGUGGUCGUAGGAGCAUCAGGCUACGGCUUUGUGCCUCCCGGCUCCCAAGGACCUGCGAUACCAAGAUUCUUCUACAGAAGACGCCUGUAUCUAAGAAGGUAGAGCUAUAUAGUUAAAUAUACACGAAAUGGUGUCUACGUAUGUCUGUUUGUACAAAUGAAUUAUUUAAUUACUGUUCGAGUACCUUUUUGUGUUAAAAUUAAUAAAAUUAUUUGAUUUAUGAACGUGUCAAUGUAUGCAGUGUGUUCUAUAUAUUGAUGUUAAACUGUGUCACCAUUAUUUAAUAUGUUUUAAUGGCUAUGAUAGGCCAUAAUGAUGAUCAUAGCCCUUGACUUGAAAAUAUAAUUUUGUAUUAUCACAUAAUUAUUUUAAUUAAGCCAAAUCUUUAUCAUAAUUAUUAAAUUAUAAUAUACAUAAAGAUUUAUGCCUUGGGUUUAUACAUACGUAAGUGGUGGUAUUGGUACAGGCGGUAACAACAUAAUAUAAUGAAUGAAGACAACAUCUGUUGUCGGCGGUAUUUCCGAACCGAUUAAACCUUCAA
Spodoptera litura is the source of this 977-nucleotide messenger RNA. RefSeq lists its product as uncharacterized. The record is from RefSeq and is a predicted model, not a curated record. NCBI's taxonomy places the organism in Eukaryota, Metazoa, Arthropoda, Insecta, Lepidoptera, Noctuidae.